Triplophysa rosa is the source of this 1496-nucleotide messenger RNA. RefSeq names its product exostosin-like glycosyltransferase 2 (gene extl2). The transcript has 5 exons. Gene Ontology annotation, molecular function: glycosyltransferase activity. The record is from RefSeq and is a predicted model, not a curated record. The coding region runs from base 2 to 1048 and encodes 348 amino acids. Gene Ontology annotation, cellular component: membrane. Lineage: Eukaryota; Metazoa; Chordata; Actinopteri; Cypriniformes; Nemacheilidae.
CAUGCGCAAAGAAGUAACCUUCCAUGGGAAUGCCAUGAGGAUCCAUCUGUGCAGCUGCAGGUCACUGAGCCGGGUGCGAGCACACUUUAUCAUCGGCCCAUUACUAUUACUGCUUCUGGCCGGAGUGGCUCUGACCUUUUUACUGCCUAACAAUGAAGACAACAGCAUCCUCCGAGAACUCCGGCAAAGUUCCAACACCUCAUUUACCCUACCAGACCCAAAGGACAGUUUCACUAUUGUCAUGCAGACGUACAACCGUACCGAUGUUCUCCUCAAGAUCCUCAACCAUUAUCAGGCCAUGCCUCACCUGCAGUGCAUCAUCAUAGUGUGGAACAACCCCGGACAGCCGCCACCCAGGGAACUGUGGGAUUCACUUGGUCCACACCCAGUGCCAGCCAUCUUUAAAGAGCAGAGCGUGAACAGAAUGCGCAAUCGACUGCAACCACACCCUGAGAUCAAGACUGAUGCUGUUUUGAUGCUUGAUGACGACACGCUGGUCAGUGUUCCUGAUAUCAGCUUUGCAUUUUCUGUCUGGAAGCAAUUUCCGGAUCAGAUUGUGGGUUUUGUUCCACGGAAGCAUGUGUCCACAUUAUCAGGAGUGUAUAGCUAUGGUAGCUUUGAGCUUCAGGAUCCUGACAAAGGUGGUGGUGACUGGUACUCUAUGAUCCUUGUGGGUGCCGCUUUUUUCCACCUGCGCUUCCUGCAGCUGUUUCAAGACCAGCCCAGCGAGGUGCACCAUCUGGUGGAUGAAACGCAGAACUGUGACGACAUCGCCAUGAACUUUAUUGUGGCACGCCAACUUGCGCGGAUAUCGGGCCAUAACCGUCCUUCAGGGGUUUUCGUGAAGCCUGUAGAUAUGCGUAAUCUGGAGAAGGAGGCCAGUAGUGGAUACGUUGGCAUGUGGCACAGGGCAGAGCACAUGCUCCAGCGUUCCUAUUGUCUGAAUAAGCUGGCACAGAUCUACAGAGUCAUGCCGCUCCGCUACUCCAAUAUGAUGAUCUCGCAGUUCGGCUUCCCCAGCUAUGCAAAUCACAAGAGUAGAAUCUAACAGCUGGUUCUUUACUUAAGGCACAUUUACAAUAAAAAUGUGUAUUCAUAUAUUAUAAUGACAUUAAAAGCAUCCAGGUUAGAAACCAUUAAGAAAUCAAAGAGAAUUUUGUCUUUUUGGGUUGGUGGUUUGCUGUCCUGAUCUUUCAUCACCCUGUCCCCAACACUGCAAAUUUUCUCUGUUUUUCCUUUUCUGAAACACACAGUUUACGUGAUAGGGCUUCUGUUAGUGAGCUGAUGAAUUAAAUCAGGAAGAAAUUUAAAAUGUGUAGUGCUGGGGUGCUUUUACAGGACCAAGCGCAAGAAACAUGGCUGUACAUAAUAUACUGUAGGUUAUAUAGUAUUUUUUUUAACGUUUUUUUUCUGCACGUGCAAGCGAACUGAUUUUGUGAAUCUGUACAUUGUAGAUGUGUUUUUCUUACAGAACUGUAACUCAACAAUUAAUAAAU